AAAAAAGCCUAUAUAAGAAGUAAACAUGAUACUAUCAUCAUAUAGGAAGCAAAAAAAGAAAAAAAUAAUAAUAAAUACUUCAUAAACUGAAGUAGCAAAGAAAGAAAAUAUGGGUCUUGGAGGAACUUUGGAGUAUAUUUCUAAUAUGAUGAACAUUAGUCAUAAAUCCAAUAAUAAGAAGAGGCAAUUUCAUACUGUAGAGCUCAAAGUAAGAAUGGAUUGUGAUGGCUGUGAGCUUAAAGUCAAGAAAACUUUGUCUUCAUUAAGUGGUGUAAAAUCAGUGGAGAUAAACAGGAAACAACAAAAGGUGACAGUAACAGGAUAUGUGGAAGCAAACAAAGUGUUAAAGAAGGCAAAAUCAACAGGGAAAAAGGCUGAGAUUUGGCCUUAUGUGCCUUACAAUUUAGUGGCUCAACCCUAUGCUGUUGCUUCUUAUGACAAGAAGGCUCCUCCUGGCUAUGUUAGAAGGGUGGAUCACAACAUGACAACAACAGAAACAAUUUCAAGAUUUGAGGAUCUUGCUUAUGUUAGCAUGUUUAGUGAUGACAAUCCUAAUGCUUGCUUCAUCAUGUAAUUAGUUAAAUAACGUUAAUGGUGAUGUCUAUGUCAGUUUGCACGCAGUAUAAAAUUUUGUAAGGGGGUGUUAUUAGUA
Messenger RNA from Solanum tuberosum (potato), 652 nucleotides. RefSeq names its product heavy metal-associated isoprenylated plant protein 26-like. The transcript has 2 exons. Bases 110 to 574 code for a protein of 154 amino acids. The record is from RefSeq and is a predicted model, not a curated record. NCBI's taxonomy places the organism in Eukaryota, Viridiplantae, Streptophyta, Magnoliopsida, Solanales, Solanaceae. Gene Ontology annotation, molecular function: metal ion binding.